Messenger RNA from Gekko japonicus, 837 nucleotides. It is a transcript of the gene CIAO2A, whose product is annotated as family with sequence similarity 96 member A. The coding region runs from base 106 to 495 and encodes 129 amino acids. The transcript is spliced from 5 exons. Lineage: Eukaryota; Metazoa; Chordata; Lepidosauria; Squamata; Gekkonidae. The record is from RefSeq and is a predicted model, not a curated record.
CCGGGCCUGGGCCUGCUGUGGCGGGCGUGGUGGCGGGGGCCGGUCCCCCCCGGCGGGGGCCAUGAGCCAGCGGCGGCCGGGCGGGAGAGCCGGGCCCGAGGCGGCAUGGAGCAGGAGCGGGCCCUCGAGGUCUACGACAUAAUCCGGACUAUCCGGGACCCUGAGAAGCCCAACACUCUGGAAGAGCUGGACGUGGUGACGGAGAGCUGUGUGGAAGUGCAGGAGAUCCGUGAAGAUGAGUUCUUGGUGAUCAUCAGGUUCACGCCGACCGUCCCUCAUUGCUCAUUGGCUACGCUCAUAGGGCUGUGCUUGAGGAUCAAGCUUCAGAGAUGUUUGCCUUUUAAGCACAAGCUGGAAAUCUACAUAUCAGAGGGAAUGCAUUCCACUGAGGAGGACAUCAACAAGCAAAUAAACGACAAAGAAAGAGUCGCAGCUGCCAUGGAGAAUCCGAACCUGCGGGAGAUCGUGGAGCAGUGCGUCCUGGAACCUGAGUAGCUCCGGGCCUGAGAGUCCUCUGGCAUCGUUUGUGCUGGCGUGUUCUGGGAAAACACGGGAGGCCUUUGAUUUAAUAUUGAGGGGGGUCCCUUGCAGCUUCUGUAUAUUUUUAAAAAAAUAAUAAUUUUAUUAAAAUCGUUUAAAUUAAAAGGAGGGGUAGGAAGAAGCAAAAUGUCCAGGCUUAAAUGAGCAUAAAGGACAUAUAAUUUUUGUUGAAAAGAUAUUUUAUAUGAAGAUUUGAGCCACUUUGCUACCUAAUGGAUUCAUAUAGUGUUUGAAAUAAAUACUGGUUUUGAAGGUUAUUUCUGCACUUUGUGGUGGAGAAAUAUUGUUUUCAUAGCA